Spodoptera frugiperda (fall armyworm) is the source of this 1465-nucleotide messenger RNA. RefSeq lists its product as uncharacterized. Bases 199 to 1446 code for a protein of 415 amino acids. Gene Ontology annotation, molecular function: zinc ion binding; nucleic acid binding. The record is from RefSeq and is a predicted model, not a curated record. The transcript has a single exon. Lineage: Eukaryota; Metazoa; Arthropoda; Insecta; Lepidoptera; Noctuidae.
UGAGACGCGAGUCUAAGCAGACGUCUGAUUUUAUUAUAGCUAUAAUGAAAUACCUAUAAACAAUUGCGACAAAUAAAUAUCAUUUUUGCGACAUCAGUUAAAGUUAAGUGUGUCACGCGUGUUUUACGUUUCUACAAAUUUUGAUGUGGACGAUGUACUAAAUAUCUUAUAGUGAAGUGACAAAGUGUAUUGGGUAGAAUGUCCAACCCAAUUUCGAGCCCGUUUGGCCGUAGCCAAUUGCUACGCCGAAGUCCUCCACCGACGCCUACUGCACCUAUACCCCCAAGAGAUCCGGAUCCACCAGUAUCAGCAGAGAAUGAACUACCCAGUGAAGCCAUUGCUACGUCUGAGAUCCAAAAAUGGUUAGGAUCUAUAGAUGGCAUUCUUAACGAAGUUUGCACUAUUGUAGGUGAAGGGAAAAUGAACUCUGACCAGAAGCUCCGUGUGUCCACCCUUUGCCGAAAGAUUUCAAGUGGGACUUCUCAAAUGGCCGUUUUAUUUCAAUCAUUAAAACAGAAAACGGUAAAGGCUUACAACACCAUCCAGCACCUACAGGACCAGCAAUACGUUGCGGACACACUUGAGCAGUUAAAAGAAGUAGUUGCAACCAAAUUAAAUACGACUGAAACUACUUCGUACGCUAGCAUGGUAAAGAAAGGUCCCGAAAACUUCAUCCGUCCUGCAAAUUUAAGCUCAGUCGCUAUUUAUCCCUGCGAUAAGACUAAAACAAGUGAUGACACCAAAUCGCUUGUACAAAAAAUUAUCUCGCCCGAGCAACUUAAGCUGCAUGUACGUGGAAUGAAAAAAGUAAGAAAUGGCGGUGUUGUCAUUAGCACUGAAAGUAAAGGAGAUAUCGAAAAGCUGAAGAAAUCGGAGAAGUUAGUUUCCUCAGGCCUGACGGUAGAAGAACCAUCAAAAAGACGCCCGAGGGUCGCAAUUAUUGGUGUCCCAGUAGCACUAACGGACAAGGAGGUUUUUGACUGCAUUUAUGAGCAAAACCUUUCUGAUAAGGCACUGAACAUAACUCGUGAGUCCUUCUAUGAGUCCGUUAAAUUGAGCCAUAAAUCGGGGAAAAAAGGCCUCCCUUCCUGUAACUACAUCGUGGAACUUCCCGCCAGUAUCAGGAAAAUUAUAAUAAGUCAAGGCCGAAUUUUUAUUAACUGGACAUCAUGUCCUGUAAGAGAUUUCACUGUCGUGACCAGGUGCUUCAAUUGCCAACAGUUUGGUCACGCAGCCAAGUUUUGCCGAGAAACUAGCCCAACAUGCAACCAUUGUGGAGAACCUGGACACUCAGGCAAGGAAUGCAACAGCAGCUCUUCCCCUACAUGUGCGACGUGCAAACGCUAUAAGAGGAAAUGUGACCAUCCUACUGGGGAUGUAACCUGCCCUGCACGUAAAUAUGCAGAGAUGAACUAUAUUAAUUCUAUUGACUAUGAAGGCGUCUAAGAGCGCCACUUAAUACAUA